AUGUCGUUUCCAUCGAAAAACGACAUUCUUAUUGGAUUAGCUUUUGUAUUUUUUGGAAUUCUUUUCGCUUUGUGUGACAGAUGGCAGAUGGCAGUAAAGUUCAAGGGUAAUGGCUCUCCACAUCCAUUUGACCAUCUGACAGUGAUGUGGAUAUUGAAACAGUUGGUCCAGAUGUCACUGUUUUUCAUUUGGAUGGCAAUUGACAAAAACUGGCUUGGGUUUGGCCGUUUUAGACAUGGAGAUAUAGUUCAUAAAGCAAAUCUGCACGGUCGAAUACUUCCCAUCCCAAGACUAAAUGAGGAACCACUCUCUAUCAAUGCUGACGAUGAAGCAGACGGCGGUGGCAAUGGUCACAUUGCUGAUGAUACUGGUGCAGAAAUUCAUGAUCGACGUUACAACCAUGGGGAACAUGAUACAGAUAAUGAAGAGAAUGCAGAAGAAACCGAUGCAGAAGACAAAGAACUUAUCGUGCUGGCUGAAGAAAAGAAGCAUCGUAAAGGUCAGAAGAGCAAAAAACCUUCUGUGCUCAUUUACCUGGCGCCCGCAGUUUUUGCCCUGGCCGAUGUUUUGCUGAUGUAUUUUGGCUUGAGUCUGACCUACGGCUCCAGUUUUAUUAUGCUGAAAGGUACAGUCACCUUCUUCACAGCCCUGUUGUCAAUGUCCUUCCUGGCCCAACAGCUUGCCUGUUAUGUCUGGUUCGGAGUGGUGGUGUCUGCACUGGGUUUUGCUGUGACAGGGAUUUCCGACUACAUCAAAACCCCCAGCGGUGGCUAUGAAAAGUAUGGAAUUGCUGCAGGUAACCUCCUGAUUGUGAUGGCUCAGAUUAUGUUCGCCACAAAGAUCAUUUAUGAAGAGAAGUUCAUCCGUAAACACUCCAUCCAUCCUAUGAAGUUUCUAGGGUGCGAAGCAUUUUAUGGCAUCGGGAUGGCUGCCAUCUUUUUGGUGGCCUUCAGUUUUGUUGAUGGGUCACAGUACAAUAAUCUGCCCAAUCAAAAACUUGAAGACAUCGGCGAUGCAAUCUUUCAAUUCUGCCAUAACUGGAGAGUCAUUCUGGCAGUUCUUGGUUCCCUUUUCUGUUACAUUAUGUAUACGUACCUGGGAUUGUUCUUGAUCCGAGAUCACGGGGCUUUGCCUAGAAUCAUGAUUGAGACUUUCAUCUGGAGCAUUUACUGGGCGGUGUGUCUUGCUCUUGGUUGGGACCAGUUCUUCAUAGCACAGGUACCUGGCCUCUGCGUGAUCAUCAUCGGGGUACUGCUGUACUCCCACAUCCUUGUUCUACCCUUCACUUCACGACUCGAAGGAAUUGAUAAAACUGUUGAUAAUUUCCGAGAUCAGUUUAUGAACUUCAACAAAGCCGGAAAUCAGCAGAGCUUUCACCAGAAUAUCCUGGGAGGAGACGAUGAGAAUAUGCUACAGACAGAGAGAGACAAUGAUUGUGGACAGAAUAACGCUCAGCUGAGAGAGAGAGACAAUGAGUAUGGACAGCAAAGAGCUGGUAAUCACUAUGAUCCUCAAGAAGUUGUUGUUGAAGUCCAUCAUCGCAAUGGAGAGGAGAGACAGACAGGAGACAACAGAAGUUCCAAUGAUGCGCUGCCUGUUGUUACUUAG
Molecule: messenger RNA, 1608 nt
Organism: Candidula unifasciata
Lineage: Eukaryota; Metazoa; Mollusca; Gastropoda; Stylommatophora; Geomitridae
Source: the annotation of a GenBank genome assembly